AUGAGUAGACAGCCGCGAAGGCGGAGCGCCCAUUUGGCCAAGAUCAUGCCGCUGCCAAGCAGACCACUACAUUUUCUAGUCGUUUUACUCUAUUCUACAUACUUUUUCCAAUCAUCGGACGCCAAUACCAAAUCGCUUAUCGACGGAUUGAUGGAUGCGUCCCUGCGUUCACAUCGAGUCCAAGCAUGCGACGGAGAGAAAGUAACGUUGCACUGCCCUCGUAACACUCAUAUUAUGAUAGAGACAGGCUUCUAUGGAAGAGUCGUUCCCGAAUCACAACUGUGUCCAGGUCGAAUACCCGGGCGGAAGGGUUACGAUGCCACGUGUGACGUUAUUCAGGCGAAAUCGAAACUGAAGAGCUCUUUGCAGCGUCUAUCCGAGCUAUGCGACAAGAAACGUAAAUGCACCGUCUACGUGGAUACAACCACGUUUGAGGACGAUCCGUGCCCAUCGACGUCGAAAUAUCUCCAGAUGAGCUACAAAUGCCGACCUAUACUUUUCGAUGGAGAAUCGUUUUGUGAAGGAGCGGAAAUGCAGUUGGAAUGUCGCGAAGGAAGACGACUUGCAAUCUACUCGGCCACCUAUGGACGUAGCGCUCGUGGUCAAGCUGCCCAUUGUACAGCUCCUGUACAUUUCGGAAGAGAGUGCACUCAGGAUGUGCUACCAAUUCUUCUCACGAAAUGUCACGCUCAACCGGGAUGUUCGCUAACUGUGAACUCGGAAACGCUUGGAUCACCGUGUCCGAAGGAUGUGCCUUCCUAUCUCAGCAUUUUGUUCAUGUGUGUGAAUGAAGAGGUCUUCAGUGAGGAUGCAAUAAAAGGAGAACUUGAAUCAUUGCAAAAAUACAUAAAGGAAAUGCAGGAAGCAACAACGUUUCCUACAUUGGAUGACGGAUGGGAAAAACUUAGCGAGAAGCACAUAGAAAUAGAACCUAAACUGGUCGCGCCCAGUCUAACCACAACGAAAUCCGAGCCAAUGUUCAACAACGACGCCGGCUACGUCACUGAGGAUCGUUACAGUCUUUCGCACGAAUUGAACAAGAACGUGGAUUCGAAAAAAGACGAAGAAUUUGAUCAAAAUCAAGGCGAGGUCGAUGCGAAUUUGAUCGGUAUUACGCAUGACAUCAUGGUUGCGAUCAGUUUCGUCAAACAAAACAAGGAGAAGGCUCUGGUGUGCGUGGUUCUUUCGGCAUCUUUGGCCCUCAUUCUGCUGCUGAUCGCAUGCAUCCUGCAACAGUUCUGCGGCGGUCGACGAAAAGACAAACGAGUACCGUACUCGAUAGAAAGAAGCCAAUUGAUUGCGAAGAGUAAUCCUAUUCUGGAUGGACCACCAUCGUUGGUGGAGAUGGGCGAUUUCGAGUCGGAAACGUUCCUACGCUACUCGCUUUCAACGCCACCGCGUUCAUCACACUACGAUUUCUAG
Molecule: messenger RNA, 1422 nt
Organism: Necator americanus (New World hookworm)
Lineage: Eukaryota; Metazoa; Nematoda; Chromadorea; Rhabditida; Ancylostomatidae
Exons: 11
Coding region: 1-1422 (473 amino acids)
Molecular function (GO): carbohydrate binding
Source: RefSeq, a predicted model, not a curated record